AUGCCAAUCUCAAGUGAUAAACUGAAAGUUUGCAACUUUCAACAAAUUCAUCUCCACAUUCAUUAUCCUCCUGUAAGGCGUCCUCCAGAUCAGCGGGAGCACAUCAAAUGGAAUCCUCCUCCUCCAGACCAUGUUAAAAUCAACUUUGAUGGUUCAGUCAUCCAACAAAACAACAAUGCAGCUAUUGGCUUUGUCAUCAGAGACAACUUUGGAUGUCCUGUUAUUGCUUGUGCUAAACGAAUUGGGAAAGCUAAUGUCCCUCUGACUGAAGCUCUUGCUCUCCGGGAAAGCCUCCUAAAAGCUCAAGAGCUUAACUACACCAACCUGUUGAUUGAAGGGGAUUCCCAACUGGUCAUUCACUGUGUUAUUGGGAAGACCAACACUCCUUGGCAUCUACAGUCUAUCAUCCAGGACAUCAAACAGCUAGCAUCCAACUUCAAUUUAGUCGUUUUCACCCACACUUUACGGGAAGCUAAUUUUGUGGCAAAUGCCCUUGCCUCCAUAGGCCAUGGAUCGGACGAGCUCAUUUCGUGGACCAGUCACUUUCCCUCGAGUGUUAAUUCAGCUAUUAGCUUUGAUCUGUUUGGCGCAGGCUGCUCUAAAGGAGCAUCCCUUUAG
Messenger RNA from Rosa rugosa (rugosa rose), 618 nucleotides. RefSeq lists its product as uncharacterized. The transcript is spliced from 2 exons. The record is from RefSeq and is a predicted model, not a curated record. Gene Ontology annotation, molecular function: RNA-DNA hybrid ribonuclease activity; nucleic acid binding. Lineage: Eukaryota; Viridiplantae; Streptophyta; Magnoliopsida; Rosales; Rosaceae. The coding region runs from base 1 to 618 and encodes 205 amino acids.